Molecule: messenger RNA, 1206 nt
Organism: Solanum verrucosum
Lineage: Eukaryota; Viridiplantae; Streptophyta; Magnoliopsida; Solanales; Solanaceae
Product: NAC domain-containing protein 7-like
Exons: 4
Coding region: 217-1206 (329 amino acids)
Biological process (GO): regulation of DNA-templated transcription
Molecular function (GO): DNA binding
Source: RefSeq, a predicted model, not a curated record
UUCGAUUCCCGAGGAGGAAUUGGUAGCUUCUCUUUUUGUCUGCUAGCUUUGUAAAGUUGAAUGAGAGUUUUAUAAUUCUAUAUAUCUUUUUACACAGUGGCUUUGAUUGAUCUGAAUAUUUUACAAGAGAGAAGCAGAUCUGUGGAUCAACAACAAACUCUAGAGGAUCAUUACAAUUAUCAUCAAAGGUUUUGAUUUUGUGGAUCAACAAAAGACAUGAAUUCUUUUACACAUGUUCCUCCAGGUUUUAGAUUCCACCCUACGGAUGAAGAAUUAGUUGAUUAUUACCUCAGAAAAAAGAUUGCUUCAAAAAGAAUUGACCUUGAUGUCAUUAAGGAAAUUGAUCUUUAUAAAAUUGAGCCAUGGGAUCUUCAAGAAUUGUGCAGGAUUGGAAGUGAGGAGCAAAGUGAAUGGUACUUUUUUAGUCAUAAAGACAAGAAGUAUCCAACAGGGACUAGAACAAAUAGAGCUACAAAAGCAGGAUUUUGGAAAGCAACUGGAAGAGAUAAGGCUAUUUAUCGUAAGCAAUGUUUAGUUGGAAUGAGAAAGACAUUGGUUUUUUAUAAAGGUCGAGCACCAAAUGGACAAAAAUCAGAUUAUAUAAUGCAUGAGUACAGACUUGAAACCAAUGAGAAUGCCAAUACUAUUCAGGAAGAAGGUUGGGCAGUGUGUAGGGUAUUCAAGAAAAAACUACCAACAUCAAUAAGGAGAGAAGGAGAUCAAUUAUACCAACACGAGUCACUAUGUUGGUAUAACGAUGACCAAUUAGUCUCCAAUUUCACGCCUAAUUUUGACUCUCCACAACGUAACAGUUUUCCAAAUCCAUAUAAUGUUACACCUUCAUACCAUCAUCAAUUACCCUACAACAAUAUGCAUCAACACCCUCAUAAUAAUGAUGCAUUAUUUCUUCAACUCCCUCAAUUAGAGUCUCCAAAAAUCCCUCCAUCCUAUGGAUCAAUCAACAACAACUCAAUUUACAAUAACAACAACAACUAUGAUCAAGUGACCGAUUGGCGAGUACUCGAUAAAUUUGUUGCAUCUCAAUUAAGUACUCAACAAGAUGGCUACAAUGCUGCUUGCUCUAGUUCCCCAGCAUCUGAAAAAAUGAACAUGCAGCUUCAAACUGAUACUAAGGGACAAGAAAUGAGUUCAGAAAUUGCCUCAUUAUCUGCUUCAAGUUCACAAUUUGACAAUUUAUGGAAGUAA